Sipha flava (yellow sugarcane aphid) is the source of this 3599-nucleotide messenger RNA. RefSeq names its product 5-hydroxytryptamine receptor 2C (gene 5-HT2A). Gene Ontology annotation, biological process: serotonin receptor signaling pathway; G protein-coupled receptor signaling pathway, coupled to cyclic nucleotide second messenger; chemical synaptic transmission. Gene Ontology annotation, molecular function: G protein-coupled serotonin receptor activity; neurotransmitter receptor activity; serotonin binding. Lineage: Eukaryota; Metazoa; Arthropoda; Insecta; Hemiptera; Aphididae. Bases 724 to 2700 code for a protein of 658 amino acids. Gene Ontology annotation, cellular component: dendrite; membrane. The record is from RefSeq and is a predicted model, not a curated record. The transcript is spliced from 8 exons.
UAGUGACACUCGAAACCGUAUAGUCGUGUGUCGCGCACGCCGUGCCGCUAUCAGUCGUCGCCGCCGUCGCGCGUGCAGGGCGUUUACGCAGGUGCGGCAGCCAGACGUGUUUUUUGGACACACGGUGCGCGCGCGUUCACGGCGUUGUUUUUCAGUGGUAAAACGCGCGCCUCGCCGACCGCAACCGACAGCAGUAGCAGCAACGGGCCCCAAACGGGUAACGGCAACGUGCAACGGGUAACGGCUACGGCCAGAGCACAACAGUAGUAGUCGCGUGUCCGAGAGCGCUCGUCCGCGUGCGUUCUGUGUUGUGCAUCGUGUGCGCAUACCGGUGUGCAUUACGUCUACACAACGUCGGUUCGUCCGCGUUUUCCGGUAUUUUUUUAAUUUUCAAUUUUCCCGUUCGCCCCGCGGUAGCGCAGUAUCUUCGUCGGGACGCGCAGUACCGCUCUCGUGUUCCGUAUUCACCGAAUCCCCCCCCUCCCCCGCAGUCGUACGCGAUCCAGGGGCUGCACCUCCGGGCCCCCGCGCAAGUUUUCCCGCGUGAACAGCGGAACACACGUUCGGGACCGCGCGCCAAGAUAUGACGGACCACGUCGUCCGGCCGCGACAACGGACCGCGACGUGAUCGGCAGACGACCGCUUCAUGUCGGACGUCCGACCGCACCGACGGAGCACGUGGAUGAUUUGUCGAGUCACGUGCGUUGAACCGCAGAAAAUGUAAUGGGCAACGGUCACGAUGACGGAGCUGGCAAGGUGUGGUUGGCGCAGGUCAUCUGCCGCCUGGUGUACUCGGUGUAUCAGGACAACGGGCACUACUACAACAACGGUUCGACGACGACGGCCGCGGCCGCGGCGGCGACGGUGGCCGCCACCGAGAUGGUGAUGACCGCGACGACGAACGUGAACAAGCUGCUGGUGACCGAGGCCCGGGUCGACCGGCUCGACUGCGGCGGCACGUGGACGCUGGACUGUCGGCGGGCGGCGGGCGCGCGGCCGGACGCGGCGCUCGCGUGCGCCGACGCGUCGUCCGGGGUCGCGGACACCGUCGUCCGCCUGUACCUGCCGGCCGGGCUGUCGGCGCAUUUCGACGGGCAACCGGCCGUGUCCGUGGGCCUGCCCGAGACGGCCCGCGGUAAGCCCGUCACCGUCGUCCGGUGCGACGGCCGCGACGUGCCCGGCGACGGCAACCAGGUGACGUGUUCGGUGCGCGGCGAGCCGUCGCGGCCGUCGGCGGUGGACGCGUAUGACGGCCAUCAGCAGCAGCAACAUGGGUACAACUGGAAGUAUUUGUUCGUGUUCGUGUUCAUCGCCGCCGGCGGCGUGGGAAACAUACUCGUGUGCUUGGCCAUAUGUCUGGACAGGCAGCUGCAGAACGUCACUAACUACUUCCUACUGUCGCUGGCCAUUGCCGAUCUGCUCGUGUGCCUGUUCGUCAUGCCGCUCGGAGCCAUACCGGGAUUUUACGGUGAAUGGCCCCUGGGUGUUGCUUGGUGCAACGUGUACGUCACUUGCGAUGUGUUAGCAUGCAGUUCUAGUAUCAUGCACAUGUGUUGCAUAUCACUUGGAAGAUAUCUGGGUAUAAGACAUCCGCUCAGGACGAGACAUCACUAUUCCACCAUGAAAUUAGUGUGUUUUAAAAUUGCAAUCGUCUGGUUCCUUUCGUUUUUAGUGUCGUUGUCAGUCACGCUUUUGGGUCUCUACAAUCCUAAGAACAUUAUGCCAGAUCCAGGGGUUUGCGUCAUCAACAAUCGAGCUUUUUUUGUCUUCGGUUCGCUGGUGGCCUUCUAUAUACCAAUGAUCAUUAUGGUGGUCACAUAUGCUCUCACUGUUCAGUUGUUGCGGAAGAAAGCGAGAUUUCUGCUGGACGACGAUUUCGUGGACGGCCGGAGGAACGGGACGAGCGCAGAACCGCACCUGUUCAGACGUCUGGGCGGCCGGUUCUCGGCCAACAAACAUCAGAACAACACGACAAGGCGGGUACAGCCGGGCAACAAGAACAAACAGUGCGAUCAACACACGCAGAUACCGGACGCGGUAUCCGCCUCCAACAGCGACUCGAGGAACUUCCGGCUAAAGACGCUUAGGCUUCAGCUGAACAUGAACCCAUCGACUCUGAAUCUGAGGUACAUCAGAUUUCUCGCCAACAGACAGAAACGUCAAAGUUUAGCAGCCGCAAACGCUGUUCGAACCGAACAAAAAGCCAGCAAAGUAUUAGGAGUUGUGUUCUUCACAUUCGUACUCUGCUGGUCACCAUUCUUUUUGUUGAACAUCCUCUUCGCCGUGUGUCCGAAAGUCGAUUGCCCGGUGCCCGACCACGUGACCGAGGUGUGCCUUUGGUUGGGAUACGUGUCAUCGACAAUCAACCCGAUCAUCUACACGAUAUUCAACAAAACGUUUAGAGCUGCGUUUAUCAGGCUGUUGAAAUGUCAGUGCCACAAGACCAGACCGCAUCGGUACAGGUCCGUGACGGACAACCGACAUUCGGCGCUGAUCAGCACCCCGUCCGGUGCGGCGGCGGGCACCGCGUCCGUGCCGCUGUCGCUGUCGCUGCAGACCACACCCCUCACGUCGCCGCCCGUGCGGACUGGCAGCGGUGGCACCGUGGUCGCGCCGAAGAAAACGCCGUCCACGCCCACGUACCCGGACUCGUUUUGCGUCGAAGAAUCACUGCCCAAGAAGAACGUGAUGAAAUACUGACGCGGAGACCGACGACCGGACACACAUCGUGAGACAACAGUAGCGGCGGCGGUGGCGGGACUAGCGCCCGAUCAAACGUCAGCGGCCGACAAACGCUGAAACGCGAUUCCGCAAAAAACAACACGUGGUCGUCCCCGAACCGGCGGCGCGACACAUAUUUAAACAUAUAUUACUGCUGUUAUCAUUAUUAUUAUUAUUAUUAUCAUUAUUAUUAUUAUUAUUAUUAUUAUUAUUAUUAUUAUUAUCAUCAUUAGUAUUAUUAUUACCAUUAUCGUUACCUGCGGUACGGCGACCGCGACGACCGUUCGAACCGUACGGUUAGUAAGUACCGUUUUACCGCGACGCGGUCGUCCGUCCGUUGCGGGCCACUCGUAAUCAUUAUACAUAUACAUAUCAAUAAACGUAUUUUUUCACUUCCUGUGUGACACGUGCACGAGGUCUAUGUUGUAUAGGUUCGCGGGACGUAAGAAUUAAAAAAAAAAGAAAAAAGAAAAACGACCGACGACGGAGAGCGGGUCAAUCGGUCUUUAUGAACAUAUUAUCUUGCUGAGUGUAUGACACACGCGUACACGUCGUUGCUGGACCGUAAUAAUAUUGUAUCAAGUGAAUUAUCGCGCACUUCUGCCGGACGGCUGGCGAAAGCACGCGAAAAAAAUAAAUAAAAAUAAAAGCGCGCUAUACGUUUUUUCAGCCGUUAAAUCCCACGCAGGGUCUAUAAAGCCGAAAAGAGCAUAUCGAUAUAAUGACUAUUGCAAUAGGACCAGUGGUGCAGCGGAAGAAAAACAGAGACCAUACGAGUUGAAACGUUUUUCGCCUAAAACACCAUUUCAUAAAAUAACGUGUGCGUGUGCGUUUGUUGUGUGUAAUUUUUUUUUUCCGUUUGUUCAUUGUUAUUAUUA